AAGCAUCGCAUGAGCUACGCCCCUCUUUGUUGAACAAGCCAAACAAUAAUUAUUAUCUUCAUCUUGAACAAGCUAGAGCCACUGAUAUAUGGUUUUCCUGGAUUUUCAAUAGCAAAUAAAGUCUACAACGUGAUUCAUCAGGUCAUUUUCGAUCAGUUAGUGAACAUAUUAACAUUUCUGUAUUCGCUGUAAACAAACUGUAGUGUUUUAAGAUUCAAGAUUAAGAAUGGAUAAAUUCGUUGCUAGCAUUCGCCGUAAGUACAGAGAGAGAUCCUUAAAUCGUGAAGAGCAAUGGCCACCAGUUUCUGGAGAGAGGCUCAUCAACUUGCAGUUAGUGGAGGCUGAAAAGAAAGAAGGAUUUAGAGCCGGUUUGCCACAACAUGGUGUACCUAAAACUCCAAUUCUCCAUGGUGACCUGUUCCGAGUCGAAGAAGGCAGAAAACCAGUCAAGAAGCUCAUUGUUGAAGGCAAUGCCGGGAUUGGUAAAACCACACUGUGUACCAUGCUUGCUGAAGGGUGGGCAGAGGGCAAGAUCCUGACAAAAUUCGACUGUGUUCUGUUGCUUCCACUAAGAGAGAAUCGAGUGUCCUCUGCCACCAGUCUCACCGAACUGUUCAAACUUCUCCACUCCAGUGAGAGGAUUCGGACAUCUGUUAUAGAAGAGUUGGAGGAGAAAGAGGGAGAAGGUGUCCUCAUCUUAGCUGAUGGCUGGGACGAGCUCAGUGAAGAAAACCGUUCCAAAGUAUCAUUUCUGUAUGACCUUCUCUUUGGUGAUGUUCUUCCAUUUGCUUCUGUUCUCCUCACCUCACGACCUUCUGCUUCAGCUCCUCUUCACAACCUUCCUUCAGUGGACCGUUUGGUUGAGGUGGUUGGUUUUAAUGAGGAGAAUAUCAAGCAAUACAUAGCAUCAGAGUUUGAGCAAUUCCCAGAGAAAGCUUCUUCUCUUAUCGAGCAACUUGAGAACAACCCAGUCAUUCAGAGUGUGUGUUCUGUGCCCCUCAAUUGCGCCAUUGUUUGUAACUUGUGGCACACUUUAGACCAAGAGCUUCCUCGUACGCUAACUGAGCUGUACACUCAAAUCGUUCUUAGCAUUAUCUUUCGUAAUGUCAAAAAGCAGUUCCCUGAUUGUCCGAUUGGUCUAAAUAGAUUUGAAGAUAUUCCGAGUAAUCUACAGGACACGUUUUGGUUGAUUUGUGAAUUUGCGUACGAAUGUUUAUUAUUAGAUCAGCUGGUUUUCUCAGAAGCUGAAUUGUCCUCUCGCUUACCCGAAGUUGGUGACAAGUUGCUGUGUUUUGGUCUGUUGCAGUCUGCACGAUCACCUCUACCUGUUGGUCAAGGAUUGUCUUUUCACUUUGCUCACCUGACUAUCCAGGAGUUCUUGGCUGCCCUCCAUCUUGCUACUCUAUCCAAUCAAGAUAAACGGAAGGUUGUCGAGGCUCAUGCUGACAGUGACCGGUUCGACAUGGCAUGGAGAUUUAUGUUUGGUCUUGCUAGUAAGUGCCGUGCUAGUUGUAGUGAUCAGGUAAUUAGUUUGGAUGAUAACUUGAUGGAUCAAUUUCUGGUGGGUAAAAAGUUUGAUAACUUAAGUUUAUGUCAUGCGGCUUACGAAGCUUCAGACCAUGACCUUGCAAGGAAAGUUGGUAAUGUAAUGUCUGUGCGGUAUCUCUUCUACACACAUUUUAGUACUCCCUUCGACUGUGUAGCUAAGUUCUACAUUCUUCGUCAUGCUGCACAAUGUAAUAAUAUGGUUAUCAGAAUAUCCAAUUGUGCAAUCAAUGAUAAGCUGUUAAACGAACUAACUGACAUACUUCUCAAAGCGAAAGGUGGGUUGCAGGUUAAGGAGUUAUCUUUCCAGCAGACCAAAUUGUCUGACAAAGGUUUUACUUGUUUACUCAAGAGAGCCUCAGCUGCCUUUACAAAAUUAGACCACCUCUCGUUGUGUCACAAUAACUUAACUGACAUCAUGUUUUCAUUCAGUGGCAUGAACCUUACACGACUGGACUUAUCUCACAACCCUCUUGGAGUGUCUGGUAUACAGUCAUUAGAGACAGCUGUACAGUAUGGUGCUCUUAUCAACCUGAAAGAUCUAAGUCUAUCCAACACCCUCACUGACGAUACUGACGUCAAUGGAGCUCUACUGACCACCCUCUUACAGUCUAUUGCCUCUCACUGUGCUAAUCUGGUAGAGUUAAGACUCUCCUACAAUAAUCUUGGGUUAUCUGGAUUCUGUUCAGUUGUAAAGAACUUUCCGUUACGUAUAAAACUGAUUAAUUUAGCACAUACCGAUCUCACCACUUCAUUUCACUUAGAGUCUCAAAUACUGAGUCUCCAUCCAAACAGUUUAACGACAAUGAUCCUGAGUGGCUCUAAUUUCAGUGGAAAUGUUGGAACUCUCUUACUGGCAACGUUUCUUCAAGCGUUUCAAUCACUAGAAUGGUUUUCCUGCAGUUCUUGUUCUCUCACCUCUACCGACAUCAUAUUGCUUAUCCACCAUCUUAAGUCCGCUAAUGUGAUAUGCAGUAAGAAAUUAUUUAGGUUGGAACUCAGGAACAACCACAUUGGUGAUGAGGGAGUGAUGGCUCUCACUGAGUGUAUACCAGAGCUGUUCCCUAGUCUGGGGGGAUUCAGUAUCGAUCACAACCAGUUUAACAUUAUUCUCCAUGAUAAUCCUGUGAGCGAGGAUUUGUUACUCAUGUGCAACGAACAGUUGAAGGUGAUUCAGGAAUCAAAGACAAUGGCAAUGCUAAGUGAAUGGAAGAGAACAUGUUUACCUCCACAAAAUGAAGAGAUGAAUGAUAUUUUCCAAUAUCUUUGGCAGGAGCUACUAUGGAAGAUGACAAACAAACUUCGAGCGAUCUCUUCAGCUGCUCCCAGUUUCAGUAAUUCCCAACUGAUACCAAUAGAUUUUAGUUACGAGGUUGUGGAUACAGUGGACACUUCUAGUGAUGUCACUGAUCCAGACACUCUCAUCAAGGAACAGAGCUUCUCUCAAGCAGCACCAGUAGAGCACCACCCCAGAGCUAGUGACGAGGUUACUUCUACUACAGCUCUGCAGUCUACACACGAAACAGACCAACGUACAACAGCAGCCUCUACUGAUGUUGUACCAUCUGAUUUCACUGAAAGAGAUAUCUCACAAUUAGAUGUCCUCACUUCAUAUCCACGUACCAUUCACUCAGGAGCUGGUGGACCGACUAUUGAGGAAUUGAAGGAGCGUACAAAAGUGACCGACUCUCAACUUGACACUGAAAUUAAAAAGACUGACAUGAUCGUUCUGGCGGCUCACUUUGACAAUGUGGAAACCUACCCUGUACAACUGGGACUGAACCCUGCUGAUCAUCAAACUGUUAGAUCCUUAUCAUUUCAGUACGACAUUCAAACAGCGAUGGACAAGGCCUUGAGACUGUGGAGACAGCAUAAUCCAGGGGCCGCUACUUACAGAGCUCUGGUGAUAAUUUUGUUGAGAAUGGGAAAGGAAGCAUUGGCAUUUAAAAUUUGUCAGUCAGCAGCUAAGAAUUCGAAACGUGUGGUAUGAAACGGAGAUCUAUUUAACUCUAUAUAUUAAAAGUGUUACCCAUCAUUCAUAAUUUUAUUUUACUUAAUUGAUAUAGCAUACGAACAUGCCCAACACUUUAA
Molecule: messenger RNA, 3636 nt
Organism: Halichondria panicea
Lineage: Eukaryota; Metazoa; Porifera; Demospongiae; Suberitida; Halichondriidae
Product: NACHT, LRR and PYD domains-containing protein 3-like
Exons: 8
Coding region: 227-3535 (1102 amino acids)
Molecular function (GO): protein binding
Source: RefSeq, a predicted model, not a curated record